Messenger RNA from Zootoca vivipara (common lizard), 4502 nucleotides. The record is from RefSeq and is a predicted model, not a curated record. NCBI's taxonomy places the organism in Eukaryota, Metazoa, Chordata, Lepidosauria, Squamata, Lacertidae.
GAAGGAGUGAGGGACGGACGCCGCCACUGCCGCCGCCACCGGGUGGAAGAGAGGGAGGAGAGAGUUGCCGCCGCCGCCUCUCCCGCCUCCCUUCUCCCCCUUUUCCGAGGGGGGCAGGCUGCGCAUCCCUUAUGUGUCAGGGGCGCUUCCCGAGCUCCUUCCUUCCCGCCUGCCGGGCUCGGGGCGUGAGGAAAGCCUGGGGGUCCCGGGAGGAGGGGAGAAGAGGGGCGUGUGUGUGUGUGUUUUCCUCUCCCCGGGGGGAGAUGCCUGGCGAGGCGGUUGUCACUGCCCCGGGUAAGGGGCGGUGGUUGGGGGGCCGGUCUUGACUUUUGACAGAGGCCUGGGCCUCUGGAAGGAGGCAUCCCCGCUGGGAUGCUGGGCUAGACAAGGCCCCUGUUUGCCCUAUUACAUCCCCGCGACCCGUGGCAUCCCCGCGUUCACACAUUACUGGCCCCUUUGCCCAUGGGGAACGCCCUUUUCUUCCCUUCCCUUGUCCCGUCGCUCCCGAGCUCACCCCUCCCCAUUGUUUUAUUUGGGUUAGGGUGACAGAGGAGGAGGAGCAACAGCGAUGCCCCCCAUUUGGGGCAAAGGAAGCAGAGGAAGGAGGCUCUUUUGUUUCCAUUGGGGCCUUGUGUGUGUGCGCAUACCACCUCUUUUCUCCCAACCUCCCAAGGUGGAAAAAAAGAUGCCUUUGUGUUUGCUGGAGACAAGGCAGACCAAGCCGAAGGAAAGGAAGGCAGGGAUUGCAGGCGUCAACCAUAUGGAAACAAGGCAAAGGGCCUCCCUCCAUUGGUAGUGAGGAGCUUGGGUGGGCAGCCUGUGGACGUAUCGCAGGCAAGGCCCUCUUUUUAUUGGAAGCUGGGAAGUCUGGCUCCUCAGUGACAGCGUAAAUAGAGGGCUGAUUUAUUUAUUUUACUGCCUUCGUCAGACCUGAAUCUGCUUUUGAAAUGAAGCCGGCCAGCUCUUGUGCACAUGAUAAAAUGGUUGCACUGGCUUUUUAUUUAUAUACAUACAUAUACACACACACAUUAUAUAUAUAUAUGAGAGAAAUAAGAUAACUGCAUGAUGGUUGGCGAUCAUAACAGGAGCAUGAUGAGCCCUGCUAAAACUUGGGAAAGUUAGUCAACUUCCGUGGGCAGCGGGCAAGAUUAUUAUACUGUAUGCACAAGUUGUAUUCUCUUGAACAGCUAUUUGCUACAUCCACAUUCAGUGUCGGGAUCUAGUUCUAGGCUUUAUGAAGUUUAUUGCCCUGCCUUGCUAAAAUCUGUUUGCUGAAUUGCCUGUGCAACUCUUUGUUGACAUUAAGGACAUAAGAAGAGUCCUGUUGGAUUAGGCCAAAGGCCUAUCUAGUCCAGCAUCAUUUUCUCACAUUGGCCAACCAGAUGCCUGCAACAUGAGGGUAGUACUCCUAUUUCACUCUUGUUCCCCAGCAACUAGUAUUCAGAGGUGUGCUGUCUAAAAUGCUGGAGGUAGCAUAUAGCCAUUAUGUAGCCAUGAUAGCCUUUUUUCUCCAUUAACUUUCCUUAUACAGUCAUACCUUGACAUCCGAACGCUUCGACUUCCGAAGGUUUCGACUUCCGAAGUCGACAACCCCGGAAGUCUUUUCGCUGUGCGCAGUCUGCGCCUGCGCGGGGUCAGCACAUGCGCAGAAGCACGAAAUCGCGCUUCACGCAUACGCACAAGCGGCGCUUUGUCAUCCGAAAACCUCAACUUAUGAAGAUGGCCGCGGAAUGGAUCGUCUUCAUAAGUCGAGCAUUGUCACUGAUGUUGCAGUUGGUGUGAAGAGAGGAUCUGACGAGCUUCUUUCAGGCAGUGUACUCAAUAGUCCGAACUCUAACAUGAGCAGCAUAGUAGUUACUGCCAAUGGUAACGACAACAAGAAAUUCAAAGGUGAAGAUAAAAUGGAUGGGGCUCCUUCUCGUGUUCUUCAUAUCAGGAAAUUACCAGGGGAAGUGACAGAAACAGAAGUUAUUGCUUUAGGCUUACCUUUUGGUAAGGUAACCAACAUUCUCAUGCUGAAAGGAAAGAACCAGGCUUUUUUGGAAUUAGCAACAGAAGAAGCUGCGAUCACUAUGGUCAAUUAUUACUCUGCUGUGACACCUCACCUUCGUAAUCAGCCCAUUUAUAUCCAGUAUUCAAACCAUAAAGAGUUAAAGACCGACAAUACACUGAAUCAGCGAGCUCAAGCUGUUCUACAAGCAGUAACUGCAGUACAGACAACAAAUACUCCCAUAAGUGGAACCACAGUUAGCGAGAGUGCAGUAACACCAGCUCAGAGUCCUGUCCUUAGAAUAAUUAUCGAUAACAUGUAUUAUCCUGUAACUCUUGAUGUUCUCCACCAAAUAUUCUCUAAAUUUGGUGCAGUUUUGAAAAUAAUUACAUUCACAAAAAAUAAUCAAUUUCAAGCACUGUUACAGUAUGGUGAUCCAGUAAAUGCCCAACAAGCAAAGCUAGCGUUAGAUGGUCAGAAUAUUUAUAAUGCCUGUUGUACCUUACGGAUUGAUUUUUCCAAAUUGGUCAACUUGAAUGUAAAGUAUAAUAAUGAUAAAAGUAGGGAUUAUACUCGCCCUGACCUUCCCUCUGGUGAUGGCCAGCCAGCUUUGGAUCCUGCUAUUGCUGCUGCCUUUGCAAAGGAGACCUCUCUUCUAGGGCUUCCUGUUGCAGCUGUUCCAGGAGCGCUGAGUCCAUUGGGGAUUCCAAAUGCUGCUGCCGCCGCCGCCGCAGCUGCUGCUGGCCGUGUGGGUAUGCCUGGAGUUUCAGCUAGUGGCAACACAGUCCUUCUGGUUAGCAAUUUAAAUGAAGAGAUGGUUACGCCCCAAAGUCUGUUUACCCUCUUCGGUGUUUAUGGGGAUGUGCAGCGUGUGAAGAUUUUAUACAAUAAGAAAGACAGUGCUCUUAUACAGAUGGCUGAUGGAAACCAAUCACAGCUCGCCAUGAGCCAUCUGAACGGACAGAAAAUGUAUGGAAAGAUUAUUCGUGUGACUCUUUCCAAACACCAGACAGUUCAGCUACCUCGAGAAGGGCUUGAUGACCAAGGACUGACUAAAGACUUUGGCAAUUCACCUCUUCAUCGCUUCAAGAAGCCUGGGUCAAAAAACUUUCAGAAUAUUUUCCCUCCAUCUGCAACUCUUCAUUUAUCUAAUAUCCCACCAUCAGUAUCCGAAGAUGACCUACGCAUGCUGUUUGCUAAUACUGGGGGAACUGUGAAAGCAUUUAAAUUUUUUCAAAGAGAUCACAAGAUGGCUCUUCUUCAGAUGUCAACAGUAGAAGAAGCUAUCCAGGCUUUGAUUGAUCUGCAUAAUUACAAUCUUGGAGAAAAUCAUCAUCUGAGAGUUUCUUUUUCCAAAUCAACCAUUUGAAGUGCAAGAUCAAAAUAAUAAGGUUGUAUCACGUUGUUUAGUGUUGUCAUCUAUGACUGUUCGGGAAAGCGGGGACCAGAGAUGGACAUCUGUUUUUCAUGCUGUUACCAUUCCUUGAUUGUUUAUGUAUAAAUGAAAACAAAAAAGGAUUUACAAGGAAGAAGCAGUGGUAUUAUCUGCUGGUUUUACAUAUGUUUAUGAAAGGAUUUUGUUUAAAAAGGGAUUCUGAGGAAAUCCCAUAGUUUUUCAACUUAGUUAACAUACGUGCCUUAAAAAAGGAAAACCUAGAGUUGCUAGAAUUGCAUUUACUAGUUUAAAAAAUUGGUUGUCUGGGGCACAUUGUUACAUGGGAAUUAAUGGGUGCAAUCCAGUAAACAUUAGGUUUGCCUACAUCCCAUUGAAAUCUAUUGAUUUUUUAAAGCAUUGAUUUCAGAGGGACAUCGCUGCACCUAACUUUUGCAGGAUUAUGCCAAAUGUGUAUUAGGCAGGAGUGUGUAAAAAGGGUUAAGCUUUGUUUCUCCUGCUUGGAAUUUAUUGGCUUUCAUGAAUCUUUUUUUUUUUAAAUGAAAUAUGUUGCGUUACUUUAAGAGAGAGGCAACACAUUUGACUUGUGCUUCUCUCUUGUAUCUUUCUUUUUUAAUUAAGUAAAAUGGCCUUGUGUAUUCCAGAUUUAGUUUGGUCAAGGAUAUAGGCAUAAGUCAAGAGUUAACAAGAUGCAGAGAAAUAAUUUCUUUUAAAGACAGGAUUAUUAUUUUGUUUGGGGUUUGUUAGUUAGUUUGUUUUAUCCCACGGGCUUUGAGCCUCUGUGGGGAAAGCAUUGUUAAGUCUUAACCUUUUUUGUACACACACUCUGGGGGCGUAUCAUAUAAAUGUUGGCACUAAGUAAUGUCUUGUUUGUGGCUGAAUAUUUUUUGUAGAUGUUUUUUGAAGUUGACAUGACUUAUGUGCAUUUAAAUAUAUAUUGCCAUUUUUAGUUAGUAAUUACAAUUUGAAAUAUGGUUGUGGAUUUCUGAGCAUGUGCAGACCGGUCUAGCUAGUUCAGGAGUUGGUGCAUGUAUUUCAAGGAUGAAGAAAGUGUAUUGCAAACUUUUGCAGGAAGAUUAAUAAUUUUUGUGGCAGUUUUCUUAUAAAACAAAAACAAAA